AUGGGUGCAUUUCUAGCAGCACCUGCAUGCAUUUCAUCGUUAGCAUGCUGCUGCGGUAGCGCAGCAUGCUCUUUGUGUUGCGCAGCAUGUCCGUCUACCCGAAGCUCACUGACUACCAGAGUAAUGUAUGCUGGGAUGUUGUUGAUCAGUACGUUCAUGGCGUGUUUAAUGCUUGCACCUGGUGUGCAAGCUAAACUUGCUGAUUCGAAUUGGUUUUGUGAGGGUCUGUCUGGAAUUGCUGGAAUAAAUUGUUCCCAUGCUGUCGGUUUCCAGGCUGUUUACAGACUUUGCGGAGCAGUGGCCAUUUUCUUCUUCACGCUUAUGAUUUUGAUGUUAGGAGUGAAAUCAUCCCGUGAUGCAAGAUCGAAGAUUCAGAACGGCUUUUGGUUCUUCAAAUAUGUGAUUCUUAUUGGGAUCGCUGUCGGAUUAUUUUAUGUCAGUUCGGAAAGCAUUUCUUCGCCUUUAAUGUGGACUGGCUUGAUUGGUGGAUUUAUUUUUAUCCUCCUACAGCUUAUAUUGAUCGUUGAUUUCGCUCAUUCGCUUGCUGAAGGAUGGAUGGAAAAAUAUGAAGAGAAUGAAAGUCGCACAUGUUAUUGUGGGUUGUUAGUGUUCACUUGCCUCGCAUAUACAUUAGCCAUCGGUGCUGUCGUGCUAAUGUAUAUAUUUUACACUUCGGGAAAUUCGUGUUAUAUGCCAAAGUUAUUUAUUUCAUUCAAUGUCAUUCUCUGUGUGCUAGUUUCUGUCUUGUCGAUUCUUCCACGUAUACAGGAACAAAUGCCUCGAUCAGGCUUGUUGCAGUCAUCGUUCAUUACGCUCUACGUAGUGUACAUCACAUGGUCUGCACUAAUCAAUAAUCCAGAUAAAGAGUGCAAUCCUUCGUUGAUUGACAUUUUUACCAACCACACGACUCAUUAUGGCCAGGAUAUUUAUGGAACACCAAUACCAACUGAAUCUUUAGUUUCUCUUCUUAUUUGGUUUAUCUGCAUACUCUAUGCAUCAUUCCGGACCUCAUCGAAUUUCAAUAAAAUUGCAGGCGGUUCAUCACCAUUAACAGUGCAUAAUGCAGAUAACGGUUCUCAGCAGCAUAUUAUCACAUCCACCGAAGAUAAUCUCGAAAGCGGACGUGUUUGGGAUGAUGAGUCAGAUGCUGUUUCGUAUAGCUACUCAUUUUUCCAUUUUGUAUUUGGACUGGCUUCACUGUAUGUAAUGAUGACUCUUACAUGCUGGUACAAGCCGGAUAGUGAUUUGCGUCAUCUAAACAGCAAUAUGGCAGCAGUAUGGGUGAAAAUUGUAUCUUCUUGGCUUUGUCUUGCAAUUUAUGCAUGGACACUUGCAGCACCAGCAAUUUUUCCGGAUCGUGACUUUUCCUGA
This is a messenger RNA of Cercopithifilaria johnstoni, 1371 nucleotides long. NCBI's taxonomy places the organism in Eukaryota, Metazoa, Nematoda, Chromadorea, Rhabditida, Onchocercidae. The record is from the annotation of a GenBank genome assembly.